AUGGUGCCCAUCACUACGUCGUACGUCGUACUGUGUUCGACUCCACAUCAAAUAUUGAGUCUCACGGGUAUAAGCUUUCAACGUAAAAGUAUCAUUGGAUUUGUAGAAUUGACAAUUGUCCCACUUAAGGACACGUUACGAUGUGUGAAGUUAAACGCAAAACAAUGCAGGAUUUAUAGAAUAUGUUUAAAUGAUACUUACGAAGCACCAUUUCAGUACUUCGAUCCCUUUUUAGAUAUCUGUCAAGGUGAUGGGAAACAGCGAUCAUUGGAAUUCUUUUCAACUAUGCAUUUGGCAGCUGCACAGCGAGUUGACCCAGACAAUAAUGCAGGAGAAUUAGUUGUACAAAUACCACCAGAUGCUGCACAUUUAGUCGGCGAAGGAAGAAAUUUAAGAAUAAGCAUUGAGUUCUCUUUAGAACAGCCUCAAGGUGGAGUACACUUCGUUGUACCAAAUUGUGAAGGGACGUUAGCAGAGAGAGGUGCACAUAUGUAUACAUAUAGUUAUGAAAAUUCUUCGAGAUUAUGGUUCCCAUGUGUAGAUAGUUUUGCGGAACCAUGCACCUGGAAAUUAGAAUUUACUGUUGACGAUUCGAUGACAGCUAUAUCUUGCGGCGAUCUUGUAGAAGUUGUAUAUACUCCGGAUAUGCGUAGAAAAACUUUUCAUUAUGUUCUGAACACGCCGGCGUGUGCACCGAACAUUGCACUUGCAGUAGGACCAUUUGAAAUAUUUGUCGACCCGUACAUGCACGAGGUAACACACUUUUGUUUGCCACAGUUGUUACCAUCGUUGAAAGUUUCUGCUAAAUACAUGCAUGAAGCAUUUGAAUUCUACGAGGAAACAUUGUCAAACAGAUAUCCGUACUCGUGUUACAAGCAAGUAUUUGUAGACGAGUUGGACGAAGACAUAAAUGCUUAUGCAACUAUGAGUAUUUUAAAUACGAACUUGUUACAUUCAACUGCGAUCAUUGAUCAAGUUUAUACUACAAAAAAAGCUAUGGCUCAAGCUGUUGCAGAACAAUUUUUCGGUUGUUUUAUAUCGAUGCAAAAUUGGUCCGAUACUUGGUUACCUAAAGGUGUUUCGACAUAUCUAACUGGACUAUAUGCAAAGAAAUGUUUUGGAAAUAAUGAAUACAGAGAGUGGAUACAGUCGGAAUUGCAAGCAGUUGUAAAAUAUGAAGAACAAUUUGGUGGGAUAAUACUAGAUCCUUCCCAACCACCAGCUCCGUUACCUAUUGCGGCGAACACACCAGCUCCUACACCUAGAGCUCCAGAUCCCGGAUUCUACUUUCCAAUAAGAAAUUUACACACGAUGUCACCAAAAUAUAUCGAAGUACUUCGGAAGAAGGCCCAUUUAGUUAUUAGAAUGUUAGAACAUCGAAUUGGACAAGAAUUACUUCUGCAGGUGUUUAAUAAACAAUUGUCUCUUGCUGCUAAUGCUGCACAGCAAAAAGUUGAGUCUGGACUUUGGUCUCAUAUGUUAAUCAGUACAAAUGUGUUUACGAAAGCUAUUUUCACUGUAACUGGUAAAGAUAUGGCAGUGUUUAUAGACCAAUGGGUUCGAACUGGUGGACAUGCAAAAUUUAGCUUACAUUUUGUAUUUAACAGAAAGAGGAACACUGUAGAAUUAGAAAUUCGACAAGAUACUACUAAUCAAAGAGGAAUUAGGAAAUAUGUUGGUCCGCUACUAGUUAAUAUUCAAGAAUUAGAUGGUACCUUCAAGCACACGUUACAAAUAGAAGGUACUUCGGCGAAAACCGACAUUACCUGUCACAGUAAAAGUCGGAGAAAUAAAAAGAAAAAGAUUCCGUUAUGCACUGGGGAAGAAGUAGAUAUGGACCUUUCUGCUAUGGACGAUUCUCCCGUAUUAUGGAUAAGAUUAGAUCCUGAAAUGACGUUACUGCGUGCGGUUCAAAUUGAUCAACCGGAUUAUCAGUGGCAAUAUCAGUUAAGACACGAAAGAGACGUUACCGCGCAAUUGGAAGCUAUCGAAGCUUUACAGAAUCAUGCGACUCCGGCUACUCGAUUAGCAUUAACUGAUACUAUAGAAAAUGAACAUUGUUAUUAUAAAGUCAGAUUACGAGCCGCGCAUUGUUUGACCAAGGUAGCUAAUGCAAUGGUUGCGACAUGGGCAGGUCCGCCAGCAAUGUUAGCCAUAUUUCGAAAAUUAUUUGGAUCGGCUUCGUGUAGACGCAUAAUUAAGCAGAAUAAUUUCUCCAACUUCCAACACUAUUUUCUACAAAAGACUAUACCCGUAGCGAUGGCAGGUUUACGCAACGCUCACGGUAUAUGUCCCCCAGAAGUGUUGAAUUUCUUGAUGGAUUUGUUUAAGUAUAACGACAAUAGUAAAAACAGAUAUUCGGAUAAUUAUUACAGAGCAGCAUUGAUCGAAGCACUCGGUGCUACUGUCACUCCUGUAAUUAGUGUACAACAAGGGACAGCUAUUACUGCUGAAUCAUUGUCAGUUGAUACUAAGGCUAUAUUAGAGGAAGUCACAAGGAAUUUAAACUUGGAAAAGCUGUUACCAUGUUACAAGUAUACAGUUAGUGUAGCUUGUCUUAAGGUCAUACGAAUUUUGCAAAAGUUUGGUCAUCUUCCGAGUAAUCCUCACCUUUUCAGAGCAUAUGCUGCAUACGGGCAAUUUAUAGAUGUUAGAAUUGCAGCCCUGGAAGCGUUAGUGGAUUUCACAAGAGUGGAUGGUAAAUGGGAGGAUUUAGAAUUUUUGUUAGACAUGAUAGAAAUGGAUCCUCAUCCGGGAGUGCGACAUAGAUUAGUAAGAUUGAUGGUUGAAAAUCCACCGUUUGAAAGAGCGCACAAACAUCGUUUAGAUCGUCUCGAACUUGUCGAUCGUAUAUGGAAUUCAAUCAACGGUAUGCUCUCACACGAUCCUAAAAUCCGAUGUGAUUUAGUUGAUUUAUAUUACACACUGUAUGGUUCAAAACGACCAGUUUGUCUUCCAAUUCCUGAGCUUGCUGUCAUUGCUCCUAAGCCGAAAAAAGCAGGACCACCGAGUCCAGAACCAGAUAUGAAACCAAAUGUGUCGCAUAUAAAGUAUGAGCCGUCUGUUGUGGAAAUUGAAAACACAAAUGGGGUAGUCAAAAGAAAAAGUUCACCUCUUAGGGAUACUCCAGGUCCAUCUAAUUUAGUUGAAUAUGGUCCAGAAGUGAAACGACAGAAAAUGGAUGAUCGAACAGCAGUUGCAACAGGAGAUGGAAAAGUAAAAUCAGAAUAUUAUAGUGAUAAUUCUGCAUCAUUGCCUGGCAUUAUGGGAACAUCGGGCCCAGUGGGUUUUGAACCAGGAAUGUUUAAAAAAGAAGGAGAGGAGCACAAACAGAAAAGCGAUUCUGCUAAUAAAAAUAAGAAGAAGAAGAAAGAUAAGAAAAAGCAUAAACACAAACACAAACAUAAACAUGAUCAUAAGCAUGGUAAGGAUAAAGAUAAGAAGGAUAAAGACAAAGUCAAAGAUAAAGAAAAGGAUAAGGAGAAAGACAAGAGUAAAGAAUCUUCAAAUUUAAAGAUCAAGGAAGAAACUCUAAGCUCCGCAAGUUCUAGUCUCAGUCCAGAUGCGACUAAUGAGACAGAUGUUACUAAUGAAUUUAUUUUCUCGUAGUAAAAUAUAAAACCAUUUGUAAUAUACUGCUGAGAUCACAGUUUUAUUUAUAUCUCUCAUAUAUCUUAGGGCACAUGAUGUAUCACGAAGUGAAACGUUUUUCAUCGUCUAUUGUAAAUAUACAUUUUUAAACAUA
This is a messenger RNA of Ceratina calcarata, 3745 nucleotides long. It is a transcript of the gene Taf2, whose product is annotated as TATA-box binding protein associated factor 2. Gene Ontology annotation, biological process: transcription initiation at RNA polymerase II promoter. The coding region runs from base 1 to 3609 and encodes 1202 amino acids. Lineage: Eukaryota; Metazoa; Arthropoda; Insecta; Hymenoptera; Apidae. The record is from RefSeq and is a predicted model, not a curated record. Gene Ontology annotation, molecular function: metallopeptidase activity; zinc ion binding; chromatin binding. Gene Ontology annotation, cellular component: transcription factor TFIID complex. The transcript has 19 exons.